GAAGUGACCCAUGACAUGACAGCUCAAUGUCAAAUCGGAUGUUUGUUUGUGAACAGUUUGUUUAGAAAAAAAUCAAAAUAACAUCAUGAAAUAACAUAAAAACUAAUAAAAAAACAUCAAAAACCCUGCACAAAAGCUGAAACAUACAACCAAAAUGUCAGACACCAGCAAUAAUCUUAGUUACAUGUGUUUGUUACCAACGGAACUUUUACUGAAUAUAUUUUACCACUUACCUGCUAAAGAUUUGUGGAAAGUCCGAGGUGUGUGUGCCAGAUGGUUGACAAUAAUUAACGAGAUAACUGAAUUAGACGACUUAUGGCGUACUUUCUGUAUAAGAGACUUUGGAGCUAAGUUCACACUGAAGGCGAGAAGUAAACAGAAAGCAGGAUUAAACUAUUUCCACCUUUACCGAUCUUUGUCGCUGUGGAAUCGGCUAUCAGAUGCUAAUGAAAGCAGGGACGAGUUUGCCGCAGCCUCCCGCAUGUAUGAAGAGAUAAGAAACUUCGUGAUUCUCGACAAAAAUGUACUAGGAGUCCAUAAAAAAGGUGCAGUAGUAUAUUAUGACAUGGAAACACUGAAGGAAGGGAAACGAGAAUCAAUCACUGGCGAUUAUUCAAGGUACAUAGAGAACGAUGUAGCUAUUGUCAUUCAGAGCUACCACUUAGAACUUUAUCUCAUUAAGAAAGCAAUAUUUGACAUAACUUUGGAUGAUAGUAACACUACAUUCAGUAACGGUAAACUUUUCUAUCUAACAGAUGAUACGUUAUACUUUGUUACCUUAGCGGAUGAGAUAUACAUGUGUAAUUACUAUAAACGGCAGUUAAAAGCGCACUAUAUCACUCGUUCUGAAGACGGUAUCAUGUCUCUUGGAUACACAAAUAAGCAGCUCAAUGUGUUAACUUUCCAUCGGAAGAUAUACACUAUAGUCAAUAACGAGAUGGUUUUCGUAUGCGCACUGGGACCAGACUCAAAUCUCUUGCACCAAUUAAAAGAGUACAACUUUUUAGAACAACUUGAUUGGAGAAUCUACUUCCAAUGGAUGUAUGUACUAAACCAUUCUAUACCUGACGAUGGUUUACUACGAGAUAUCAUAAUUAUAAGACCAUACGGAGAUGUAUACUUCGUUGGAUCAAAUUGGGGAGUUCUACGGAUCUACUACGCUCCUUAUGCAGACGGUGAAUUGGACAUAUUUCACACAGCCCCAGUCAAACAGUAUAAUUUCAUGGAACGAUCCGACUGUCCCGUUCUUUCUACGUGUCAGAUAUUACAAAUAGAUGUAUCGGAGAUUGAAGACGGACAUUUGGUGAUUGUUGCGAUGCCGAAGAAGAUUGCUACGUUGAAGUUUACGCAUACAUUCAAUAGUGGACCUGAAUUAGCCCUCGUGCCUUACCGCAUACCGCAAAUCAAAUUAUAGGAGAUUUUGUAAGGGUAUUUCUUUAUUUAUUUAAUAUUUAAGUAAUGGAUGAUACCACAUAAUUAUAAUAUUAUGACUAGUAUGAUUCAUCAUCAUAUCUACCCUAAUAUUUGAGGGGAUAAAAUAAUUUAUUGACUUCUUCCGCCUUAGGCGAGGUGAGAAGGAAUGUCAGACUCUUACUGAUUAAAAACCACCCCAGUCCUGCUCCUGAUUUUCGAGCUAGUUAGCUAGGUAGUCCACAGCUCCGGAUCAGGCAUCAGUCCUACUGGGCCCCAUCUGUGGUGGUCUGAUGGCUCUUUGAGGCGCGCGCGGAAGGCAACACGCCUAACGCACGGGUCAUGAAUGUUUUAAUGUCUGUCUGGUGGAUUAAUUUUGUAAAUAUUAGUCACGUAUUUUUUCUUUUGUUAUAAUUUAUUUUCCACGAUUUUAUUACAUGUCGUCUGCCGUCUUGAUUUACAAAAUUUUAUAGAAUACCGUGAUGUAGCGAGCUCCCACUACUAAACUUAAAUUUGUUUUAUCUGAUUAUUGUAACCUUAUAAUAUGAUAAAAUGCUUGUCUAAAAUUUUUUAAUUGUCUAACUGACGGACUAAACAGUUUUUUAAUUUUCAUACUCUAUCAACUACCCUUUUUUAAUCAGGUACUUUGUUAUGCUACUCCGGGGUUGGUCUAGUAAGAGGAUCCUGUGCCUCUGUUAGGUGCAGAUGGUGACUACUAGGGUACGUUUUAAUGAGGUAAAAGACCAUCCUACACUACCUAAUUUUUCCCAAAAAGCUAGGCGCCUUUUGAAGGGUUCCCCCGUCAAUUAGAAACUUAUUCUUAAAAUAUCAUCACUACGUAGUAUAAAACAAAGUCGCUUUCUCUGUCCCUAUGUCCCUUUGUAUGCUUAAAUCUUUAAAACUACGCGACGGAUUUUGAUGUGGUUUUUUUAAUAGAUAGCGUGAUUCAAGAGGAAGGUUUAUAUGUAUAAUACAUGCAUAAUAUAUAUCACCAUUGCACCCAUGCGAAGCUGAGGCGGGUAGUUGACAGAUAAUUAUGUAUGUGGUAUCAUUCAUUACUUACUUACUACUUAAUGCAAAUUUUUAUACCUACUGUUGCUUUGUAAGCUUAAUAAGCUAAUUUGUACCUUGCACUGAGGCUCAGCAAACUCCUGUAUGCCAGUAACCUUGGUAUGAGUUAACUUUAGUUUGGUAGAGGUACUCUACUUGUAGGUACCAAGCGUACACUAUUCAUAGUACGAGUUUGCUUUACGUUAAACGAAAACGAAACGAAUGCGUGUUCGGUGUUCUGAUUGGCUGGCACGAGUGAACCAACCAAUCAGAACUCCGAAUGCGCUCUUGUUGAACGUAAAGCUAACUCAUACUAAGGGUACUGAUUGGUUGAUUUAUUCGAGCCGGCCAAUCAGAACGCCGAACGCUCGUACUAAGGGUACUGUACUUCACUAUAAUAUAAUAGAAAAAGAUGACAUAGAAAUCUCACUUUUCGUAAACUAACUAACUAUGAAAUAUACAAACAUUCAUACAUUAUCACGCUUUUUAUUUCUCAAAGAGAAAGGUAGUAGUCUUGAUUUUCAUGUUAUACGCGGUCAAUAUUUAAGCUUCGUUUUACUUGAUUGACUCAGGAAUCGAACCUAAUACGAGUUGCUUGGUAGUUACGGUUGCUAGCACAGUAUGAGCCAUAGGUACCAGGUUUAGUGUUAUUUUUGAUAAUUUUUCUGACUCGGGAAUCGAACCCAAGACGUGUUAUUCGGCAGAUACGUUUACUAUCACAGUAUAAGCAAUAAGUAGUUACCAGGUUUCGGGUUAUUAUUGAGGAUUUGUGUGACUCAGGAAUCGAACCCGAGACGUUUUGCUCAGUAGUUACGCUUGCUACUACAGAAUGAGCUAUAGGUACCAGGUUUCGUGUUAUUAUUGAGAAUUUUCUGUCUUGGGAAUUGAACCCGAGACGUUUUGUUCGAUAGUUACGGUUGCUACCACAGUAUAAACAAUAGGUAUCAGGUUUCGUGUCCUUACUGAUAUUUUUCUGACUCAGCAAUCGAACCUGAUACGUGUUGCUCGACAGUUACGCUUGCUACCACAGUAUGAGAAUAUUUCUGACUCGGGAAUCGAACCUGAGACGGUUUGUUCGGCAGCUAGGCUUGUUACUACUCGUUUAACAAAUUGAGAUUGGUUUUAUAUUCCGUACUCUGAAUGCUAUUGUAACAGCUACGAUUGUGGUGGUAUAGUUUUGAAUAAUUAUUGUGAAUUUGUUGGAUUGAAAUUGUAGACAUUGAGAUUGGUUUCAAGAAAGCCUUUGGAGCCCCGGUAACCUUUUACGUUGUCCGCAGCUCCGGAUCGGGCAUCAGCCCUACUGGGUCCCAUCUGUACAACUCUACCUUAUAGCUUAGUAUCAGUGGAAACGGUCACAUAGUUUCGUAGCAUAGCUACAUAGCACGUUUCCGGUGGCAUAGCGCCCUUAGUUAUAGGGGUGAAUGGAAGAAGGCAUAUUGUGACAAUCACUUAGAAUGAGGGUAGGUUAUAACGAUUUUUUCACCUCUUUCGGGGGAAUAGAAAGCGUGAUGAUAAUUGCAUGUCAUUAAAAUAUCUAAUUUAUGUACCUUUUGACCGACAAAUACCUACUGGGUUUUCUUGCUUCAUUUAAACAUUAUAAUUUAAGAAUAUAUUCAUACAAUAUUGGACUAUAUAACCUAUUAAUUAUUAUGUUAUCGGCUUACUCACGUAACUGUUUGACGAGGAAAGGUACGUCCACAUGUCCUCAUCGUACGCAUCGCACGUAACGGUUUUAGUUUGUCUUGUAUAGAAACUCAUACAACUGCGUCUACUGAUCCACAUCGUACGGACCGCAUCAUCGGCAAUGCCUACUCGCGAUGUGUACCGAUGACGUCAUACGGAAUGCCGAUGCCAAAAAUCCGAGUGACAGUGACAUCGGUCAUCCGAUUGCUCCAAUACUCGCGUCAGCAAUCCGAACAGUGGACGCAGAUAAUUCGUCCGAUGCGUGCGAUGCGUACGAUGCGGGCCUGUGGACGCUUACCAGAACUUGACUAGUUUCAGACUAUGUUAGAGGCUCGUAGCAGCGCGACAGUCGUCGCGUCGCGUCGUGUGUCGCGGAAUGCUACUCAUGAAUAUGAGCCUCUAGCAUGGCUUGAAACUAGUCGAGUUCCUCGUCAAAACGUUACGUGAGUAAGCCGAUAACAUAAUAAUUAAUUUAGUAUGCCUCACGAAAGUUAUACUAAAAACUAAAAACCUAUAUCAUACAGCGAAUGCUAUCCCUGUUUCUUGCUUUAUUUUAAAACUAAGGUAAGAAUAUAUUCAUGCAAUUUUGAACUCUGUUACCUAUGUCAUAAAGCGAAUGCUAACCCUUAUGCCUUUGUGAAUGUAAAAGUUUAACCGCCGUACUCAGAAUCAUUUUCGUUUUCCAAUGUGUCAAAUGUGUCUGAGUACGGUAGUUAGUUUUUUAAUAUCAUUAGUAUUAAGUUUGCUGUGAUUUAAAAAAAUGUACAAAUAUUUUUAAUUGUAAAUUUUUAUAUAGGUUUAAAGAUUGGCAGAUAACUUGGCAAGAUCUUGUUAUAAUUUUUUUCAAAAAAAAUAUUAACUAAAUAUACGCGGACGCGGACGUUCAAUAGUCAGCGCAACGUCGUCGCCGCAUCUGCGCACGAUGCUUGUGAGGAUCAAUCCCUGUGCGAUUGGCGGAACUUUAUAUUAGUUAAAAAAAAAUGCCAAGUUACGUGCCGAAGACCGUAUGUCAGCUAAAUCAGCUAUUUUAUUAAAUGCCUAGCCUGUUUAUUAAAA
This is a messenger RNA of Spodoptera frugiperda (fall armyworm), 5199 nucleotides long. RefSeq lists its product as uncharacterized. The record is from RefSeq and is a predicted model, not a curated record. The transcript has a single exon. Bases 155 to 1414 code for a protein of 419 amino acids. Gene Ontology annotation, molecular function: protein binding. Lineage: Eukaryota; Metazoa; Arthropoda; Insecta; Lepidoptera; Noctuidae.